AUGCAGACGAUUAAAUGUGUCGUUGUGGGGGAUGGUGCUGUCGGCAAAACUUGUCUUUUGAUAUCUUACACCACUAACAAGUUUCCAUCCGAAUAUGUGCCUACGGUAUUUGACAAUUAUGCCGUGACAGUAAUGAUUGGAGGUGAGCCUUACACCCUGGGCCUCUUUGAUACAGCUGGCCAAGAAGAUUAUGAUAGAUUGCGUCCACUCAGCUACCCACAAACUGACGUCUUCCUCGUUUGUUUCUCUGUCGUUUCCCCUUCCUCCUUUGAAAAUGUCAAAGAGAAGUGGGUACCUGAGAUAACCCAUCACUGUCAGAGGACCCCGUUUCUAUUGGUGGGAACCCAGGUGGAUUUGAGGGAUCAGUCAGCCACUAUAGACAAGUUAGCAAAGAAUAGACAGAAACCAAUCACUUCAGAGCAAGGAGAGAAGUUAGCAAAGGAGUUGAAGGCAGUGAAAUUUGUUGAAUGCUCAGCCCUUACUCAGAAAGGGUUGAAAAACGUGUUUGAUGAGGCCAUACUGGCUGCCCUCGAGCCCCCGGAGCCGAAGAAGAAGAAGAAAUGUGUCAUCUUUUAA
Messenger RNA from Helobdella robusta, 576 nucleotides. RefSeq lists its product as hypothetical. Lineage: Eukaryota; Metazoa; Annelida; Clitellata; Rhynchobdellida; Glossiphoniidae. Bases 1 to 576 code for a protein of 191 amino acids. Gene Ontology annotation, biological process: small GTPase-mediated signal transduction. Gene Ontology annotation, molecular function: GTP binding; GTPase activity. The transcript is spliced from 4 exons. The record is from RefSeq and is a predicted model, not a curated record.